This is a messenger RNA of Linum trigynum, 3653 nucleotides long. The record is from the annotation of a GenBank genome assembly. NCBI's taxonomy places the organism in Eukaryota, Viridiplantae, Streptophyta, Magnoliopsida, Malpighiales, Linaceae.
ACGUUAUAUUAAUUAUCUUCAAACAUUAAUAUGUACAUAUAUCUAUUUUCCAGACAUGCUAUACAUUGGAAUGCAUGAUUUAUUAUUUUGUUCAUAUAAUCUAAUAAUUUGUUUAUAACAUAAUAUCGUAGAAAUUUAAUUUUUUGUUCAUAUAAUUCGCAUUUUCUUGAUAGUAAACAAAAAAAAUUCGACCCCCCCGAACCUCAAAUCCUAGCUCCGCCCCUGAAAGUAUGCACUACAAUUGUAUCCAUAAGCAGUGUCUCACGAAAGGGAAGAGCGGUGCAAAUCUAGCUCAUCUUGUCAUUUGAGAUUAGCCAAUUUUUCUCACGGCUAACUGUAACACUCAAGUAAUCUCAUACUUCCAACCAAAGUGGCAAUUUGAGGACUAUUUCAACUUAUUGGACAUUAAUCUUUGCUCAUGUGAUUGAGUGAUUCUAUGAACUAUGAACUUGUCUUUAGUUGCAAAUGGGGUUUGAAAGGCAUGAUUUAUUUUUAUUAUUAGAAGAAAUGCAUACUUCGAUAUAACUUUAUGCAAUAUAACUUUAUGCAAAUUCAUGGCAGGUUUUUUAAUGACUUUAACCAAAAGUCUAAUCUUUAUCGCUACUACUAGUUGUACACACUGCCGUUAAAAGCAUUAUUCUAUGUAGAAGUGUUUUGGUGACAUAGAAGCAUAAAAGUGUAUGAUUGUAAGAUUUAAAGCGCGAUUUUGACUAUAUUAGUAAGGGAAAAACGCGAGUCUGCAUAUAAGCGCUUUGUUGACCUAAAAGCGUUAACGUAAGCUUUUAAACUUUUAAGCGCUAUUUUAACUACAUAGUGUAAUGUAACGAUUGACGGUAAGCCACAUUGUAAGCUUGCAUUUCCAUAAAUAAGGGGCAAAAUGUCUGAUUGCAUGGUUAAAAGAGUAUGAGAUUACCAUUAACCACCAAAUUGCACCUUUCCAAUUGGUUCAAAAUGUUAAUUAAGCUGAAAAGACCCAUUAACUGCUAUGCGGGCUGAUUAGGAUGAAAGCCCAUCAAGUCACCAAAUUGAUGGGCCAAGCUCCGGGUAACAUGCCCCGGGUUCGUUGCUUGCUCCGUUGUCGAAUUGCCCGAAAUUUGUGUUCACCGCCUGGGCCUGGACUUCCUUGUUACGUGAAAAUCAGACAGUUGGGUCCCUUUACUGAUGCUGACGAGUUGACUAAAAAUAAAAUGACCAAUUUAAUAGGAAACAUUAUUUGGUGGUCAGUUUGUCACAUCGCCAUUGUAUUAGGGAUCAUUAUAGCACUUUUACCGUUCCAACUUCCACGCCGUGGGUGAGGUCGCAGUCGCGCUUGUUAAUCCGGCCUCGAGCGUACAAAACGCAUAGGAAAGCGACAAAAAACGGCAGCUUCAACAAACAAUCCUUAUCUCGCACGCUUCCCGACGUCCAAUUUCCACUUUAAAGGAAGAUUACAGUACUCCGAGUCUCAGAGGUUCAACUAACCAUUUCUUCCCAAAUCCAUACAUUCCUUCCUUCUGAAAGAAUCGGCACGAAAUGGAGCCCGCAGAUUCAAUCCUGGUCGCCGGCGACCCGAACGGAAUAGUCACGAUCACGAUCAACCGCCCUAAAUCGCUGAAUUCGCUCACCCGGGCCAUGCUGGUCCGCCUCGCAAGGGAGUUCAGCGCCCUCGGCCGCGAUGAAUCCACCAAGGUCAUCAUCCUGACCGGGUCGGGCCGGGCGUUCUGCUCGGGCAUCGAUCUGACGGCGGCGGAGGACGUCUUCAAGGGCGACGUGAAGGACGUGGAGACCGACCUGGUCGCGCAGAUGGAGCGGUGCCGGAAGCCGAUCAUCGGGGCGGUCAACGGGUUCGCCGUCACCGGCGGGUUCGAGAUCGCGCUCGCUUGCGAUAUCUUGGUCGCUUCCAAAGGAGCUAUGUUCAUGGAUACUCACGCCAGGUUUGGGAUAUUUCCUUCGUGGGGUCUUUCCCAGAAGCUGUCGCGGCUAGCAGGGGCGAACAGAGCUCGUGAAGCAUCGCUGACCGCAAUGCCAAUCACGGCGGAGCAGGCGGAGAAAUGGGGGCUGGUCACCCACGUCGUGGAAGAAGGCGAAGCAUUGAGGAAAGCCCGGCAAAUCGCAGAAGCCAUCCUUAAGAACAAUCAGGACUUGGUGUUGAGGUACAAAGCCGUGAUCAACGACGGGCUGAAGCUGGACCUAGGCUCUGCUCUCUCUCUCGAGAAGGAAAGGGCGCACAGCUACUACGACGGGAUGACGAAGGAGCAAUUCAAGAAGAUGCAAGAGUUCAUCGCUGCCCGCGGCUCGAAGAAGGGUUCUUCCAAGUUAUAGUACUUCGAUUCAAUUCAGCAUCCGCAUUGUGGAAUAAGAGAUGGGGGGAAAUUGGAAAUGCAGUUCUUUUUAUGGAGAAAUGAUUAAUAAGUUGGUAUUUAGAAUCCAGUUCUGAUUUUUGUUCUUUAGCGAGCGCAAAAUCAUAAGGCUGAUGGAGAGUUUCUCUGCGUGGUUGGUUUAUCUAAUGGAGUUGAUGAGAGUUUCUCUACUUAGUUUAUCUGAUGGAGUUCUUGGGCGAUGUCUCGGUUAGAGCAUCUCCAACGGGAUUGCACAUUGCAAUUGCACUUUGAUGUGGCAGAGAGAUGCAAUUGCUUUUUUCCAUUGCACCGUUGGAAGUUGUGAUUGCAAAAAUGGUAUCUUUCAUUUGUUGCAAUUCCCCAUUGCAAGCCACGCUGGAAAUGCAUAACAUUUUUUUUUAUCUCUUUUAGUUCACACUGCCAACGUGUGACUUUGUUUGGCAUAGUCCUAAUUUUUAUUGAAAAUUUUUGGAUAAUUUUUGUGAACAAUGUGUGUAAAUUAGUUUAUUACUAUACCAAUGGGAGUAAAUAGCAUCGUAUAAUAAUUUUAUUAACUAUAAUAAAAAAUACAUAAUAUUAUAAAUAGAAAAAGUUAUUUUUUAUAACUUUAAUUUCAUAUAUACAAAUAACGAAGUUAUUAUAUUGCUUUUUUGAAAAUAUUAACUUAUUAUUUUAUUUAAUGUUCAUUGUCAUAGUACACUCCAAAUUUAAAAUGCAUAAAAAUUAAACUACAAAAUAUAAUAAGAAAUGCUAUAUCCAAACAAAACAAAUAUCAAAAUAAUGAAUAUAUAUCACUUGUCUUCUAGUAGUUGGUUAAUUUUCCUUUCAUAUAAUCUCCUUUGUGCUACAGUCUUCGUUGAUAAAUCCAAUUUCAUUUAAAAUUUUAGAUAUAAGGUUUGAAUUUAUUUUUGUGUCCUAUUUGAAUAUUUUGCUAGUAAUAAAAAAAAUUAUUGAGUAGUAGAUUCUUUAUAUUCCAUUAUCAAGACAAAAAAUUUCUACAUAAAUUAGUAAUAAAAAAUUUAUGCAUUAAUUGUAUAUAUUUUUUUAAAUUAAAUUAAAAUUUUAUUUUAUUUACUUGCCACGUGGAUAAAAAGGUAUUUAAAAAUGUUUUUUUUAUGCAUGACAAAAAAAAGUUAGGCUUCAUAUGCAAUUGCAAGUGAAUUGCACCAAUGUAGGUACAAUGAAAGUCAAAUGAGUUGGCUUGCAAAAAUAGUGUUGUGUAAAAAAAAUUAAAAAUUAAAUUACAAAUGCAAUUGCACCCAUGGAGAUGCUCUUAGGCGAUUGAGUUAUCGUUCAUGUGGGUGUGGUUGGUUUUAAUAGAGUUGACAAUUUUCA